AGAUACGGAUUGCCACAUGGAGACCAAUGGUAUCGGUGUCUGGAUAAAGUUUUACAAGUACUUGCAGGUGGAAAAGUGAUGCCAUCAGCACACGGACAAAACCAUUUCAUCAUGGAAAAGCAGAGAUCAGUGAACAGUGUUGGUUCAGCACAGUUGGGUGGAGAAUCAUGCACCUUCAUCUGCACUGAGUGUGGUGAUGGGUUCAGUCAGUAUUCUAAUGUGUUGGCCCACAUGGCCAUUCACGGACCUUUGGAGUCGUUUUCCUUUGAUGGCUCAUCCAAUGGAUUUGAAAUCCCUCGAGAAUAUGUGCUACAAGAAAAUGGGACACUGACAGUUGUAAAUGGUUUAGCGCAGUCACAUUCUUCUAUGAAACCAGUAUCUCCUGGAGUGUUGCCAUCACAUUUCUCAUCACCAAUCAAACCAGUAUCUCCAACUCCAAAGCCGCAGCCUUCUCCUUACAGAGAUGUGUUCAGGCCAAGACCAUCAGACUCAAACUUGGACAAGUCUCGCCAGGGCCAUUACCGUUGUGAAAUAUGCAACAGAUCCUUCAACAGUCUGCAGAGUUUACAUCGUCACCAACAGUAUCGAAACACAGAGCGAGGUUACAAGUGCACUUUGUGCUGUAAGAUCUUUGAGGAUAGACAGGACCUUAAGAAACACCUCCAAGACCAUGUCAAUGAAAGGUUUCACUGCUGUGGUCAGUGUGGUAAGCGAUUUCUGAAAGUGGAUGCACUGAAUGCUCAUCAAAAAGAAAAUCACCCCUCCACCAAGGCUACAGCUUUGGGUAAAUCAGAGGUUAAGCAGGAAAAAAAGCAGGAGAAAACGUAUCCUUGUAGGAAAUGCAAAUUGAAUUUUUUUUGGAUGUCAGAUUUCCAGACACAUUCACUUUAUCAUUGCAAGGGAAAAGAGCCUGAUGCUUUCAUUGCACCUGAAAUAGAAACUGAAGUGAAUACUAAGAGCUUAGAUGACAUUCAGCUUGAAAACUGCCACAGCAAUGGAACAUCUGCUGAUAUUAAGAAUGGGGACAGCAAAAUCUUUAGGGACAAUAGCAGUGAGAUUGACGCUGAAUACUCUUUCACACCAUACAGAUGUGGUUUAUGUGGAGAUCGUUUCCAAAAGUUGGCAGCUCUAAAGGAGCAUCAUCUCACACAUCAGACUCAGGAGGAAAUAGAUCAGCUGAAUCAAGAAUCCCAAAGAACUUUUAAGCGAAGGGUGCCACCAAAAGGCAAGCGUAAAAGAGGGAGUAAUCCAAAUGGAAAGCUGCAUCCCUGCAAACACUGCCAUCGUGUCUUCAAUCAUUCUAGUAGUUUAUCUCGGCAUAUGAGAUACCAUAAAGGCACAAUGCACACCUGUGUAUUUUGUGGUAGACAUUUUCCUCAGCGCUGUGAUUUGAGAAGGCAUGUAGUCAUGUACCACAAAGCUGAACUGGAUAAGAAACCAGUUUUGAAGCACUUAUAUGCAUCUUCAAAUGGGCCUCUCCCUAGAUCUCUUGAUGAUGAUAAAAUCACAGGUCUUGUUGAGGAGAACACCAAAAGCUCUUCUGACAAUGAGCAAGUAGUGUCACCAGAUCAGCAAGCAAAAGAGAAGCAGUCAGGAAAAGCAGGUCGAGUUAACUACAAAUGUCAGGAGUGCGGGAAGAGAUUUGGGUUGUUAUGUGUGUACCAACGGCACUUGCGCUAUCACAAAAAGGAACCCAACAAGUGUCCUCAAUGUCCAGCUCAGUUUAGGAGUUCCUCGUCCCUUGAGCUUCAUCUUCAAAAUCACCCAACCACUGGACAAGAAGACAAUGUUGGUCAAGCAUCUCAUGGCACUGAUACAAAUAGGGACCCUGCCGUGGAAAAGGAUAAUGCAGAGGACAUAGAAGAUGACUAUAUGGACCAAACUCAACAUGAUAAAAGAAAUUCCUCAGAGGUUCUUUACGAAUGCACCGAGUGCACUGAGACAUUUUCGUGCUUGGAGACGUUUCUUCAACACCAGACUUCUCAUGGCUCAGAAAACAAUUAAACAAAUGCCAGACGAACAAUAUAAAAAGGACACAACUCUGUCAUGGGUAAAAUGCACAUUUAAACCCAGUGUUCUCCCACAUCAUAUGGGUGCAGCUAACGUGAAUGUCCCACCACUUAACUAGGUAGGGUAAUUAAGUUGCUUUUCAUUGUAUUUUUCAAUGGCUACCGUUGAUGUAAUGCUGUUACUGUAAGUCAUGUUGCUGCAUUUUUUUAUCCUGUUUUACAUAGAAUCAUGUGAUUUUUGAGAUUACUUUAAACCUGUCAUGUGCAUAUAUCUUGAUUUUGAAAGGAUAGCAUUGUCACACUUUAGAUUGACUGCGUCAUUAAAAUUGUACAAAUGA
This is a messenger RNA of Amphiprion ocellaris (clown anemonefish), 2347 nucleotides long. RefSeq lists its product as uncharacterized. The record is from RefSeq and is a predicted model, not a curated record. Gene Ontology annotation, cellular component: nucleus. Gene Ontology annotation, biological process: regulation of transcription by RNA polymerase II. Gene Ontology annotation, molecular function: RNA polymerase II transcription regulatory region sequence-specific DNA binding; DNA-binding transcription factor activity, RNA polymerase II-specific. Lineage: Eukaryota; Metazoa; Chordata; Actinopteri; Pomacentridae. The transcript has a single exon. The annotation marks the transcript as partial.